Recurvomyces mirabilis is the source of this 1461-nucleotide messenger RNA. RefSeq names its product PR domain (gene PRDM15). Gene Ontology annotation, molecular function: DNA-binding transcription factor activity, RNA polymerase II-specific. Gene Ontology annotation, cellular component: nucleus. Gene Ontology annotation, biological process: regulation of transcription by RNA polymerase II. The coding region runs from base 1 to 1461 and encodes 486 amino acids. The transcript is spliced from 2 exons. The record is from RefSeq and is a predicted model, not a curated record. NCBI's taxonomy places the organism in Eukaryota, Fungi, Ascomycota, Dothideomycetes, Mycosphaerellales, Teratosphaeriaceae.
AUGGAUGGUGUUGGUAUGAGCAUGGAGUCCGAGAGCCAGGACAACGUCGGCGAGAACGGGGACUGGUCGUGGUCGAUCGGUUUUAAUGAUCACUCGGACUCGGAAUGUGGUGUUGCAUUGCAGCUCAAUCUUCCAGUAGACGACAUGAUCGGCGAGCUUGACGUCUCUACUCCCGUAUCGACAUGCUUCAAACGCUUCAUACACCCCGAUCCUCCUGUCCUCGUAAACAGCACAACACUAGCAGCAUCUGAUCAUGACCUGGUAUCCACGGCGUACGCAUACAACUAUGCCGCCUGUCCAACACCACUCUUUAGAUAUGAGAUCACGCAGCAUGAAGCGGAGGCCAUUGCCUGGCAGGACCAUAGAGUAGGGAACCACAAGGACCAGACUGGGAGCAUAUACGUGCCACCUCGCAGCCAUGAAGGGCAGCCUCGAUACCAUGAUGCGUCAUUCGUUGUUCCUGCGGGCAGGGUACAAGCGGCAGACCUGGCCAGCAACCGCGAUACCCCAGGCUUCUGCGGACCCACGAGCGUGCCAGUAUUUUCCGUUCGAGAGUGUAGAGACACUGCUGAACUUCAUGCCGGGUAUGAAGAUCGAGAGCCCGAGCCCGUGUCUUUCGAUGUCCUCGACAAUGACAUCCUUGACGCCAGUGCCGCUGCACCCGAUUUCUCCACUAUUAUGGCUCAUCACUCGUCCGACCUUGCUCCGAGCCUGGGACACAGCAUUCUGUCUGCCACAGAUCGAUCCACCACAACCUCCAAUGAUGAUGCUCUGCCCAAGGUUCAUCAUGAAGACGGCACAUGGACCUGCGGUGUUUGGAACUGCACAACGUCUGGCAAAACAUACACCAAGCGCUCGCAGCUCAAGAAGCAUCAGCGUUGCCAUGAGGACAAACCGUCCGCCUGUGAACGAUGCGGCCGCCGCUUUCGCUGGAAAAGUCAUCUGAGAGCUCAUCAGCUGUCCGUCCAUGACAAGAGCCAUGUAUACCGUUGUUCGUCUUGCACCAAGAACUACACAAGGAAAGACAACCUGGCUCGGCAUAUCAGGCUCAAGCACGCAGCUCUCGUGGGUGUCGUCCGCGGAACAGUCAGUGCUCAGACCAUUUCGCCAGUGACUCCUCAGCCGGCGGCUGCUAGUCAGGGCUCACACGAAAAUACCACUCCAGCUGGACACCAAGUUCGUCGUCAGCACGAAUAUGAGUCUCAGGACUGGAUGGCCGAUCCAAUGUUCGAGGACUUGGGCUUUGUCGACGACGGUUGCAUGCCAGCCCCGCUCCAGUAUCAAGAGGGUCUCUUCACACCGCCCAUGUCCCGAGAUGCGUCAUUCUCGCGGUCGCAGCUGCAGUCUUUCAGCACUGCAAGUUUCCCAGGAGGAUUUCUUACUCCGCCAGACGUGAUGUCGCCACCAACGACGCCGUAUGGCAGUAUGUGGCCAGGCAUGCCGUCGAACAAUCAUCAUUAG